AACGCUCGUGGUCGGUCAACAGAUACCUGCACCCCGUGACGUACGGUCUGCAGACGCUUUGCACGUCUGUACACGCCUCUAGAGAACCAAGUUUAUGCGCGUUACGUUCCCUCGUGUCGUAUCGUUUCGCGACGCAAUCGAACGUUUGUUUGAAUUUGAAUCAGAAAGGAGGAAGAGUUCCAUGUUGGAGAACGAGAGCGUAACAAACACAUCGUAGGAAGAAGCUAAACGCUCCGGAUUGAGACUCGAGUACCGUGCUGGGUGUGUCAUAAUGCGUGUCAUAAUUUUAGCCUUGAUAUGCGUAUUACUGCAAACGGUUGCGGCUCAACGUACUCCGACAAUAUCUUACAUAUCGCAGGAACAAAUUAAAGAUAUCGGGGAAACGGUGGAACUAUCGUGCUCCGUUCAGUAUGCCCAGGAAUAUCCUGUUUUGUGGAUAAAAGUUAAUAAAGAUAACAGAAAUGAGCAAGUGGCACUCUCUACUGGCACUGCGUUGAUAAUCAGAGACAGUAGAUUCGCCCUUAAAUAUGACAUAUCGACUACCACUUACGUUUUACAAAUUAAAGACAUACAAGAAACGGAUGCUGGAUUGUAUCAAUGUAGAAUACAAAUAACUGUAAGCAACCUCGUAAGCGCCGAAGUGGACUUACAAGUUCGUAGACCACCGAUAGUUAGCGACAACUCGACCCAAUCUCUGGUGGUCAGCGAGGGACAACCUGUCCAACUGGAAUGCUAUGCCAAUGGCUAUCCGCCGCCAAGGAUAUCGUGGCGUAGAGAAAACAAUGCUAUUUUACCAACCGGAGGAUCAAUCUAUCGUGGCAACACGUUAAAAAUAUCUUCUAUACGAAAAGAGGAUCGCGGAACGUAUUAUUGUAUCGCUGAGAACGGCGUUGGACGUGGUGCUAGACGUAAUAUUAACGUGGAGGUCGAAUUCGCGCCAGUAAUCACAGCUCCUAGGCCACGACUCGGACAAGCUUUGCAAUACGAUAUGGAUUUGGAGUGUCACGUAGAGGCAUAUCCUCCGCCAGCUAUCAUCUGGCUCAAAGACGACAUACAGUUGUCGAAUAAUCAGCAUUACAGCAUAUCACACUUUGCAACCGCGGAUGAAUAUACCGACACGACGAUUCGAGUUAUUACCAUAGAAAAGCGGCAAUAUGGAGAAUAUGUAUGUCGUGCAGCCAACAAAUUAGGCACUGCUGAAACGAAAGUCGAGCUUUUUGAAAUUUCUACGCCAAAUAUUAACUAUCCAGGCCUUCAAUGGGCAGCAGCAAAUCGAUGUGACUUAUUAAAAUGGCUCUAUGCAACUAUCAGCUUUAUUAUUGUCGCGAUAACGCUGUAAAACCAAAAUCUAAUGAGCCUCAAUUAUCGUUUUACUAACUUACUUUCUAUAUUUGUAUCAUGCAAUUAUUUUUAUAGUUAUUUACAAAGGAGAAAAAUGUAUCAUUAAGAAAAACGCGCAUAUCGUGACACGUUACGUCACCACAGUGCAGUUGUUGACAGAAAUUUAGUACCAUUAUUUACACAUUUCGGCUUUUUACAGUACUAUCGUUUUUUUAGAACAAAGUUUUUAUGUAUAUAUAGGUAUAUAUAUAUUUAAUAUGUGAUGUUCAUGUUAAAUUUGUACAGAAAGAAACGGUUUUGUUAAAGCAUCUAAAAAUUUAGCUAUAGAUCUAAAAAAAAAUUUUGUUGAAUCAUCAAAAUAAAAUAAUUGUACGUUACAUAUAUAGGAAACUCAAUCGUGAUGAAUAUGGCAAAAAAUUUUUGUCAUUCUUGCAGCUUGAUUGUCCUAUAUAAUUAUUUGAUAAAUAAUGAUAAUCCAACAAAAUUAUUUUCAGAUUUGUAGCUAGAAAAAUUUUUAAAUACUUUAGCAAAACCGUUUUCUUCUGUGUAGACUUUUUAAAAUUUUUACGACUGAUCUCUUUUUCUUCGUAUAAUAAAAAUACGCGUAAGAACACCGCUCAAAUUUUUACAUCGAAAUUUUAACUUUAUUUAAGUAAUAUUAAAACGUAAUCGAGGGUGCUCUAAUCGAGGAUGUUCCAAAAGGAAAUGAUAUGAUUCUCAUAAAUUUGUCAUGCUGAAAUGGUCUUUAUUGGCAUUUUAAUUAUUAGAAAAAGUAAUUCAUGUACUUUUACGAAUAUAGAUACCAACAAUAUACAAAUGUUGGAAAGAUACAAACUAACAUUCCAGUAUACAUUCAUGAUGACACACGGUGUUAUGUAACGCGGCAUAUAGACAGACAGACAGACAGUAUAAGAAGAACUUCUUGGCUUCGGUACAACUGAUAGACAAUGGAGAAGUAAAACAUAAUAAUAAUGUUACGAAAUAUAUUAUCUUACUUUUAUAGUUAUUAGUAGUUGCAAAUCGACAAUACGGAUUUGUAGAAUUAUCUAGCUAACCCCGUUAAUGAAAGAAUUUGGAAUGUCAUGAACAAAGAAAACAAUGUUGAUAUAUGUUAGUGCCUUGUUCGUGAUAUGAAAAGUGUAAUUUAUGUUUAAGAAUUAAAAUUAUACAUGUGUAUAAUGUAAAACACAUUACAUGUACGUGCAUUACUUGUACGUAUGUAAUAAUAAUUUAUGCGUUUUAUCAAACACGUACUAUUUUUAGCUAUUGCACAUUUAUAAUCGCGAUCUCUUUUAACAAGGCGUAUCACAUAGAUAUUAAACAACUUAAUAAGAGAAAAUAGGAAGUGGAAAUCUGAAUAGAAAGAAUCUCAGCAAGUUUUUAUAUAUUCUUUACAAGUUUUUCCAAUUUUAUACUUAUACUAAUAUUGUAAUUUGCAUUUGAAACUUGACACCAUGAUACUCGUAAUUAGGAAUGGGAAAUAACGUAUGUGUUACUUGUAACCCAUUCUUAUUCGUAAUAUUUAUAAUAACUGUAGUAUUUAUACACGUUGUGAACAAUUGUGUAUUGUCACAGAUAUACCGUGACUAUAAUAUCAGUGGCAAAGUUUUAUACAGGUACUCGUUUGUAUACUAUGAUAUCGCGCAUUUUAUUAAUUAAAACUCCAUGCAUUAUAUUCAACCAAAUGUAUGUAUGGAAUAAGCAAUAAAAUUUUAUAAAAACAAA
Molecule: messenger RNA, 3066 nt
Organism: Wasmannia auropunctata (little fire ant)
Lineage: Eukaryota; Metazoa; Arthropoda; Insecta; Hymenoptera; Formicidae
Gene: Lac
Product: lachesin
Exons: 5
Coding region: 272-1339 (355 amino acids)
Cellular component (GO): neuron projection
Source: RefSeq, a predicted model, not a curated record